GUAAUCUGCAGUUCUGCACCAUGAAUCAUUAUAGUAAUUUUUAAAAUGAUACUAUAAUUCUCCAUUACCUCAUAGGAAGUUGCAUGAAUAUAAAUUAAAAAAUUAUUAAAUGUUUUCUGCGACUGUAGUCCGUCCUUACAUAUAAUAUAAUCUAAUGACUAAUUAAUUAUGAUUUUCUAUAUUAUACUUUCACUUUUUUUUUAAUCAUUUUAUCCCUAUUUAUCAGUACGCCAAGAAUAAUAUCACAGAAUAAUAUCUCAAGUAUAGAUAACAAUCUUUAUUUUUUUAAUAAGUUCAAUAUUCAUGUAUUAGUAUAUUACCUAUUGGCUACCUUUAAUGUGUCUUUCUAUACACUCAUGAAUUAAACAGCAAUAAUAAAAAUAAUUGUCACAACUCGCAAUAGUUGCCUAUAAUUUAUUAAACGUUUUAAUUGAUUUAAAAUUUUGAAUUAAAACAAUAUUAUGGCUUUUACACCAGGAUCAGCCGUUUCUCCGUCUGCCGAUAUUGAGUUAGCAUUGGCGUGCAGAGGGCUGUCUGGUACAGAUGUUAUGUCAAAAUCUGACCCGAUGUGUGUAACAUAUGUACAACCAUUUGGUCAAAAUAAAUGGGUAGAGUUUCACCGAACUGAAACUGUUAAAAAUAAUCAGGAUCCAAAUUUUGUUUCCAAAGUAUUGAUAAGCUACAGAUUUGAAGAAAAACAGCCACUGUUGUUUGAAGUGUACGAUACUGAUUCAAAAGAUAAAGAUUUGUCAGCUCAUGAUUUUCUUGGAACUAUUACAAUUCCUUUGGGACAACUUGUUGCUAACAAACGUAACAAGUUACAACUGACAGAUCGUGAUGGUAAAUUAAAAAGUAGUUAUUUAGUUAUAACAGCCGAAGAAUUGGGUAUGGAUAGAGAUGAAGUAACAUUAGAAAUGAGCGGAUUUAAAUUGGACAAAAAAGAUUUUUUUGGUAAAUCUGAUCCAUUUUUGGAAAUCUUUAAACUUACAGAUACUGGCAAUUACACAUUGGUUUAUAAAACUGAUGUUAUUAAGGAUACAUUAACUCCUCGAUGGAAGAAAUUUACUAUUCCUGUUCGGACAUUUUGUAAUGGGGAUUAUGAACGUGAUUUAAAAAUUAUUUGUUUUGAUUGGAAUUCAAGUGGUGAUCAUAGCCUGAUUGGUGAAUUUCAUACCACUCUAAAAGGUCUCUCAAAUCCUAAUGCUACUUUUAAAUGCAUAAAUGGAAAGAAAAAAGUAGAAAAAAAAAAAGAUUACAAAGAUUCUGGAGAAAUACGUGUAGAUUACAUAAAAAUACAAUCUACUUAUACAUUCUUAGAUUAUGUCCAAGGAGGAACAGAGAUAUUUUGUACAGUGGCUGUUGAUUUUACUGCUUCAAAUGGUAGUCCAUCAAAACCAUCAUCUUUGCAUUUCAUAAAUAAUGCAAGUAUGAAUAGUUAUGAACAAGCAAUGUGGAGUGUUGUAUCUAUAAUUGAAGACUAUGAUACUGAUAAACAAUUCCCUGUGUUGGGUUUUGGAGCUAAAAUUCCACCUAAUGGACAAGUAUCACAUGAAUUUUUUGUUAAUAUGAAUCCUGAAAAUCCACAUUGUUUUGGCGUAAGAGGUGUGCUAGAUGCAUAUCGUAAUUGUAUUAAUCAAGUGCAGUUAUAUGGACCUACAAAUUUUGCACCUGUUAUCAAUCAUGUAGCUAAAAUAGCUCAAAAUAACCGAGAUGGGAGUGGUUAUUUUAUUUUACUUAUACUGACUGAUGGAGUUAUUACUGACAUGCCAGAUACCAUACAGGCUAUUAUUACAGCAUCUUCAUUACCAGUUUCUAUAAUUAUUGUGGGCAUUGGAAAUGCAGAAUUUGAUGCAAUGGAAGAAUUAGAUGCUGAUAAAGGAGGACUAAAAAUGAACGGAGUUAAAGCAGCAAGGGAUAUUGUCCAGUUUGUUGCUUUUAACAGUUAUCAUAAUCUUGACCCUAGUGUUGCUAAUUUACAUUUAGCAAAAGAUGUAUUGGCCGAAGUACCUAAACAAUUUAUGGACUACAUGAAGAUAAAUGGUAUUGUGCCUAAAAGGAGAGCAUCUCAAACCACAACACCAGAGAUUGAGGAUUUAAAAAUUCAAUAAACUAAUUAAUUGUAAACAGCUUUAAAUCAUAUUAUCUUUUUUCUAAAUCUAUUGGUGCUAUGUAUAUUUUGUUUCUUUUAAAAUGUGUACUAUAACUGCGCAACACUAUUUAAUUCAUAUAAACUAGGGUAUAUGGAUCUUUCAUACAGAUGAAAAAGUUGAAUUUAUAUUAUAUUUAUACAAAUCUUAAAUUAUUUUAUCUUGCUAGCAUAUUUAGUUUUUAUAUAAAAUGUACCUACUUACAUAGGUAAUUGAAUUUAUUUUUUAAACACUUAUACAAUAUAAUAUUUUUAUUUUACUAUUUUAAAUUGACCUUUUUAUACUGGAUAAUAUUGAAUUGUUUUUAUAUACAAAUUUCUUAUAAGCUCAUGCUUUGUUUUAAGGCUCUAAACUAAUUAACUAAUUAAAAGUUUAAUAUUCUUUUAAUUUGUAUGCAUUUAUUAAAUAUGUGUUAAUUGAACACUAAGGCUCAGUUGUUUAAAAAUUAAAUGAUAAUUAGGUACCUAAUUAAUUCACUAAAACAUUUUAUUUUUUUAUUUGUUAUUUUUAUGAAAGUUAGUUAAUAGUUUUAGUAUACCAGGUCACUGACUCAAAUAUACUGUGGUGAAUCAACAAGGGGGUAUGGUGGUCAUACCCCCCCCCCCCCCAGACCAAAUUAUGUAC
Acyrthosiphon pisum (pea aphid) is the source of this 2771-nucleotide messenger RNA. RefSeq names its product copine-8. Gene Ontology annotation, cellular component: plasma membrane. Gene Ontology annotation, molecular function: calcium-dependent phospholipid binding. Lineage: Eukaryota; Metazoa; Arthropoda; Insecta; Hemiptera; Aphididae. The transcript has 8 exons. Gene Ontology annotation, biological process: cellular response to calcium ion. Bases 462 to 2108 code for a protein of 548 amino acids. The record is from RefSeq and is a predicted model, not a curated record.